AAGGAAUGUAUAUCCAGACUGUAAAUUUGAAACAAUGUCAGAAUUGUAAGCAAAAUUAAAAUUGAGGUACAACAUUGGGAAAAUUCUUUUAAAAGUAGUCUCGUCAUUGAAAAGUGUAAAAUUAUAUAUUGAUAAUUUUCACUGUGAACUUUUCAAAUAUAAAAUGCACGGAUAAAUAAAUAAAUAAUCCACUCGAUAGAAUACAGAGAGGAUAUGAAAAAUUAAAAUAUAAUAUGACUAGCUAAGUGCGUUUACUUAUCAAAAACAAGAAUACAAGAUUUUGUUUUUUAUUUGGUCUACCAUAUAGUUAAUGUGUUAUGUCUUCUUUCUUAUACUUGACACAGCUAACACGUUGACAAAUAACAACACGUUUACAUCUAAUUGUGCAAACCUAUCUUUAAUCUUUGGUUUAUCUGAUCUUCGCUUUUUUUAUAGGAAAUGGUUGGAAAUUGCAGUUCAAGGCCAUGUCGUGCUAACCAAAGGUGUUAUCAAAAAGAAGGUUCACACGUGUGCAAAUUCUUAAAUUCUGACGAUUGCUUCGCCAAAAAUGUUUGGAAAUAUGCGGGGAAGAAGAAUGUCACCCGUUCGGGCUUACCAUGUGAUAGAUGGGACAAUCAUAUUGGAGAAUGGGACAUAGAUGUGCAAUAUAUCCCAGAGUCAUCGUUUACAAAGGCAGAGAAUUACUGUCGUAAUCCUUCACCUGAUGCAUAUGAUCUUUGGUGUUUCUUACCUGGGUAUUUCGAAUACGAGUAUUGCGAUAUUCCAAGAUGUUAAUAAAACAACUCUAAAAAUACAACCGCAGUACAGUUAAUUACUUUUGUAACACAAAACUUGAAAUGCUCCUGUAUAUUACAAGAAGUAAAAUUUACUACAUCAAGGACACUUAACUUAAUAAAAGAGAUAGUGUAAGACUUUAUACUGAUUUUCAUGUCUUUUUGUGUCCUCGCAUAAAAUACUUUAUAGCGGUGACAACACAAUUUUUACAUUGCAUAUUAUGUUUACUUCAAUUUAUAAUACUAUUUCUUUUACAUUUAUAUCACACAUGUGUCAUAUAACAGUGUCGUGACGUCAUUUCCGCCAGUAUAUUUCCUCCAAUAACCGGCGUACAAAAGUGCGCAUGAGACGUGACAAUAACUU
Molecule: messenger RNA, 1137 nt
Organism: Ruditapes philippinarum (Manila clam)
Lineage: Eukaryota; Metazoa; Mollusca; Bivalvia; Venerida; Veneridae
Product: hepatocyte growth factor-like
Exons: 2
Coding region: 439-774 (111 amino acids)
Source: RefSeq, a predicted model, not a curated record